AUGCUCUCCACAGAGCUUGUAGUUCCCUUCGCCCAUCUCCGUCGUGUCUUCUCGCACAAAACGUCUUCAAGCGGAGGUAAGGGUAUCUCCAAGUCUUCCCUCCCCUACAGGAGGAGCGCACCCUCGUGGCUGAAGGUCUCCGCCCAAGAGGUAACCGAGCACGUGUGCAAGCUGGCCAAAAAGGGUCUCACCCCCUCCCAGAUCGGUGUGAUCCUUCGUGACUCGAAUGGCAUCGCCCAGGUCAGUGCCAUCACCGGCGCCAAGAUCCUCCGGGUCCUCAAGGCUAACGGCCUCGCGGCCGAGAUCCCCGAAGACCUGUACAUGCUCAUCAAGAAGGCGGUGGCGGUGCGCAAGCACCUGGAGCGCAACCGCCGCGACAAGGACUCCAAGUUCCGCCUGAUCCUCAUCGAGUCUCGCAUCCACCGCCUGGCUCGUUACUACAGGACGAACAGGAAACUGGCAGCGAACUGGAAGUACCAGUCGGCUUCCGCCAGUGCGCUCGUUGCCUAAAGACCGCUGUGUGAUGGCCGAAGAAGUCUCUCGCCUGCAAUGGACACUACUGCUGUUGCGCUAUUGCGGCAAAUGACCGGAUGGCAUUUAGAAGCCCUGCAGCCAAUGUUCUGGGGGUUGUGUUUGCUCUGGUUCUGGAAAUAGUGCAAACUCGGCCGCUUGGGAUGGAGCAUGUACGUGUCUACGAUGUGUCAACUGCGGUUGCACUCUCUGAGCUGUUAAGGGGUAUUUGCUCUCGUGUUCAGAAGUUGCUUUUCGGAAACCUUGCGGGGCAUUUUGUUCUGCCUUUGUUUUUGGUCGGAUAUAGGCAUACGAUGUGUGUCCAACGGGUACAUGGACUUUGUGCAGAGAAAUAUCUUCUUAGAGGCGGGAAGCAACGAAGCAAGUGCGAAAGUAUACGUGCAUGAACAAACGAGGGGUCCAAGGGCAAGUUUUGAUGCCGCUCGCCAAAAAAAAAUAAAGCCUCUGCGACUGCCAGUACCCAGUUUUUGUUGUCCUUCCACAAAAUACACUUGUGGUCGCAGCGAAGUCUCCCUUUUGCACCAUGCCGUGUGGUCAACCAUCACGUGCCGCGUGAGUUGUGCGGAGGGAGGUGCUGUUCAUAAAAUCUGAACGGCCAGAUUGGGGCUGAAAAAUGUGUGUCGUAAAAGAGGAUGAUGGUGUUCCUGGUGUCACCCCCUGUGUACGGCUGGCUGUGGUCACAGCUUUUGUUUUGCUCCCCAUCGCAAGCUCAAUCAACCCGGGCCUUUGAUGAACGAGUAUUUAACAUCUGGUGGUGUGUGCGUGUGCGUAUGUUGUUUGGUGUUUUCGCCCAUCUUUUGUUGGGCGUCAGCAGUCUACACAUUUUGGGAACUUGUUGGCGCACCAGCCGGGGGCAUACAGGUGGCAAAUUACGUGUAGUACCCUGAAAUCAAUGUUUGUGGUGGGUCGAACUUCUCUGGGGGUGAACGGUCUAAAAUUUUCGCGCGUGGCAAGG
Molecule: messenger RNA, 1486 nt
Organism: Ectocarpus siliculosus
Lineage: Eukaryota; Phaeophyceae; Ectocarpales; Ectocarpaceae
Source: the annotation of a GenBank genome assembly